Conger conger (European conger) is the source of this 2749-nucleotide messenger RNA. RefSeq names its product alkB homolog 8, tRNA methyltransferase (gene alkbh8). Gene Ontology annotation, molecular function: tRNA binding; 2-oxoglutarate-dependent dioxygenase activity; S-adenosylmethionine-dependent methyltransferase activity. The transcript has 12 exons. Lineage: Eukaryota; Metazoa; Chordata; Actinopteri; Anguilliformes; Congridae. Gene Ontology annotation, biological process: tRNA wobble uridine modification. The record is from RefSeq and is a predicted model, not a curated record. The coding region runs from base 316 to 2043 and encodes 575 amino acids. Gene Ontology annotation, cellular component: cytoplasm; nucleus.
CGCGUAAAUGGAAACGUGAAACUUGUGAAAAGGAGUAAAGAGGAGAAAAAGCUUCUGCGGAAGCAAUUAAAAGCAAGUCACACGUUGCUAAAACACGAGGCCAUUAAGACAGCAUCCCUGCCAACUAAGAGUGACCCCAAAGUAACUUCAUUCUUCAACACUUGGAUGGCCUGCACACUUAUUCAUAAAAAUGGGAUCAAUUGAGAAUGUGGACUGAAUACCCUGGUGGUGGCGAAUGGCGGGCUGGGCAAUGGAGUGAGCCGGGAGCAGCUGCAGGCCGUGCUGAAGGACAGCGGCUGUGUGGAGACCCUCCUCAUGCCGCCCAACAAACCCUACGCCUUCGUCACGUACGGGUCUGUGGAGGAGGCUCGACGCUGCCAGGUCUCCCUCAACGGCAGGCAACUGCAGUGCCAGGGACAGGCUGUCACCUUGUACCUCAGCUUUGUGGAGAACGUGGGCAGUGAGUCAGUGGCCUGUACGGAGCUCCCCCCGGGCCUGAAGGUGCUGGAGGAUUUUAUCUCGUCCGAGGAGGAGGCAGGUCUCCUGGAGGCCAUCGACUGGGCGCCCCAGACGGACACGGUCACUGCGCAGAAAGCACUGAAGCACAGGAGAGUGAAGCAUUAUGGGUAUGAGUUCCGAUACGACAACAACAAUGUGGAUAAGGACAGACCAUUACCUGGUGGACUUCCUCCAUUUUGCGACACUGUGCUGGAGAGAUGUCUGAAGGAAAAUCACAUUGAUGUUAUACCAGAUCAGCUCACCAUCAAUCAGUAUGAACCAGGACAAGGAAUUCCGCCGCAUGUCGACACUCACUCUGCCUUUGAAGACACAAUCCUCUCCUUAAGCCUUGGCGCAAAGACUGUGAUGGACUUCAGGCACCCGGUAGGCCGGUCUGUUGCCGUGGUGUUGCCGGAGCGGAGCCUGCUCGUGAUGAAGGGGGAGGGCCGUUACCUGUGGACACACGGGAUAACUCCCAGGAAAUUUGACGUGGUCCCUGCUGGCGAUGGCGUGAGCUCUGGAGCGGUGACCUCUGACCCCGGUGACCUGACCCUGAGCAAGCGGAGCACCAGGACGUCCUUCACCUUCCGCAGAGUGCGGCGGACAGCGUGCGACUGCGCGUUCCCGUCUGCCUGCGACAGCCAGCGCCCCCCGGAGGUGCCCUCCGCCCCGGCUCUCCCGCGGGAUGACGGGGAUGCGUCCCGGCUGGAGGCCCAGUUCGUGCACCGCGUGUACGAAGAGAUCUCCUCCCACUUCAGCAGCACACGCCACUCCCCCUGGCCGCGCGUCAGCCACUUCCUGCACUCCCUGCCCCCGGGGGCCGUCCUGGCCGACGUGGGCUGCGGGAACGGGAAGUACCUGGCCAUAAACCCCCACCUGUGGGCGAUGGGCUGUGAUCGCAGCCACAACCUAGUGCAGAUCUGCGCACAGCGAGGAUUACAGGCGUUCGUGUCGGACGCACUCGAUGUUCCCCUGCGCAGCGGCGUGUGUGAUGCGUGCAUCUCCAUCGUUGUGAUCCAUCACUUCUCCACGCAGGAGAGAAGGCUGGCCGCUGUUAAUGAGCUCGUUAGGCUCCUCAAGCCCGGGGGAAGAGCUCUGAUUUACGUCUGGGCAUUGGAGCAGGAGUACAGGAAGCAGAGAUCGAAGUACCUCAAAGAAAACAGCCCGGGACAGGAAGAGAGGGAUGGGCCUAGUGCUCAGAUGACACAAAACAACCCGGACUACAGUCAGGAGCAUGCUGGGACAGAUGAGCCCUCAGUUCAGCAGAGUCAGCCCAAACUUUCUGUGCACACCAACCGCACUGUGUUCAACUCCCAAGACCUGCUUGUACCCUGGCACCUAAAGGGUGUCGCCCAAAAGGCCUCUGAGACAUCCACAGAGAGCAAGCAGUCUGCAUCUGGCCCUGUAUUCCAUCGCUACUAUCAUGUUUUCCGUGAAGGGGAACUGGAGAACCUGUGUGGUAGUGUUAAGAACAUUACCAUUCAGAGUAGCUACCAUGACCAGGGGAACUGGUGUGUCAUUGUAGAAAAGACUCUAGAUCUCUAAUGACUGGAAAUAAUGAGGAAAUUAGAUUUUCACUUGAUUGGUUUAUGACGAGAUCUGUAAUCAUACAAGGCAAUGAGGUGUUUUAUUACAUUUUUAUGAGCAUAAUAAAAACCCAAAAAAGAUUGGGAAGAAAACAUUUUCAUGCUGCUAAUGAAUGCGUUCGUAGGAUAUGUUAUGCUUUAUGGCUGAGGUGAAAAUGUCUUUACGGUCGGUUCUGUUGACUGUAUUAUUAUGGUACUCUGCAGUGUGAAGAGCUUGGUUAUCAGUAUUGGUGGCAACAGGGCAAGCAGCGCAGCCCAGACGUCCUUCCCCCAGCGACUUCCUCCAACUCAUUCCGGGGGAUUCUAAGGCAAUCCCAAGGUGGCCAGGAGAUAAUCCCUCCAGUGUGUUCUAGGUCUGGCCCUGGGUCUCCUCCCAGGUGAACAUGCCUGAAAGGGAGGUCCUUAUCUGGCGCCCAAAUCACCUCCACUGACUCCUCUCAAUGCGGGGGAGCGGUGGCUGUACUGUGAAUUCUUAUAUUAAUAACUGCAAAUAAGUAUAAGGUGUUUUAUCACCACAAAUGUAGCACAUGGCAUUACCACGACAUUACACAACAUAUGCAUAUUUGUAGUUAUUGUUGAUGAAGGGUGCACUUCUUGCUCUUGAACAUUAUUUACAUUUAUGAAUGUGUUUAGUGCUUAUGGAGUAUAGCUUUUAUGAAGGACAA